This is a messenger RNA of Ananas comosus (pineapple), 2530 nucleotides long. RefSeq lists its product as uncharacterized. Gene Ontology annotation, biological process: chromatin organization. NCBI's taxonomy places the organism in Eukaryota, Viridiplantae, Streptophyta, Magnoliopsida, Poales, Bromeliaceae. The transcript is spliced from 6 exons. Gene Ontology annotation, cellular component: nucleus. Bases 170 to 2515 code for a protein of 781 amino acids. The record is from RefSeq and is a predicted model, not a curated record. Gene Ontology annotation, molecular function: nucleosome binding; protein binding.
GGUCGCCGUUACAAAUUCUUCCAGAAGCAAAACCCAUACCACCGGUAUAAGCUGGUUCCGACCACGUUGGAGUUGAUGCUCCCUUUACCUCUUCCUCCGCCGCGAUCUCGCUCGCUCCGGUGAACCCCGGAGCUGCGAAAAUUAGGGUUCCGGCGCCUCCGUCUCCGCCAUGUUCUCCAUCGCCGCAAUCAACGACACCGACUCCGGUGCCCAAUGGGAGCCCCUCGCGCCCACCAAAGAAGCCCAGGAAUUUCAUCUUUCUCAAAAGUACCAUGAGGGACUUCUCAAGUUGCAAGCUAAAGAUUAUGCAAAAGCUUGCGAACUGUUAGAAGCUGUUUUAAAGGACCCUCUUGUAUCAAGUGCUCAGGUUGAUAAAAUUGGCAAUAGUCAACAUCUACUACAAUUAAGGUUUCUGUCCUUGAAGAACCUUGCUACUGCUUUCCUUGAGCAAGGUUCUACAUAUUAUGAGAGUGCUCUACAGUGCUACCUUCAAGCUGUAGAGCUUGAUGCUAAUGACUCAGUUAUUUGGAAUCAGCUGGGAACACUGUCUUGCGCCAUGGGCUUACUUAGCACCUCAAGAUGGGCAUUUGAGCAAGGGCUUUUAUGCAGCCCUAAAAACUGGAACUGUAUGGAGAAGCUCUUGGAAGUACUUAUUGCUAUUAGAGAUGAGGUUGCAUGCCUUUCAGUUGCAAAUCUAAUACUGAGGCAUUGGCCAUCACAUUCUCGUGCGUCACAUGUCAGAAAAACCAUUGAAGAUGCUGAGCCAGUUCCAUUUGCACCUCGCGGAAUAGACAAACUCGAGCCAAAGCAUGUCAAGCUGAAAUUUCCGAACAAAAGAAAACUGGAGGAUAAUGAUGUGGAAGAUAAUAAAAACAUGGUGAAGAGGAAAAGCCAAUAUAUCAGAUUACAGUUAACUGGAGCUACAUGGUCUGCCCUUCUUGAUGCAAUUUUGAGUCUCUUUAUUAAUGAGCCGACAAAUGGUGAUACUGGUGCUGGUAAAAGUAGCUUAGGAAUUGAUAAGAAUGCCGAAGGCUUAACAUCCACGAAGAUAGAUAUUCAAUUUCCUAUAAAUACAAAUAUGAUCGCGGAAAAUGGAAAAGAGAAAACACAUACUGAAGCUCCUGUUGGUGAAAGCACAUAUACUGAUUCUUAUACAAUGAUGAAAGAGAAAAAUAUCAGCAUAGACAAAGAACAUCCUCAUGAAAGGCGUAGCACUCGUCUUGAAAGGCUUCGAAGCCGCAAAUCAGGGAAAGAUGAAUUGGAAACUACCAGCAAGGAUAUGGCUAAAGUUGUCUUUCAGUUUCUGGAAUCCUUCAUACUUGGUAAGCCAAGCGUGAAAGAUAAUGAUAGUUCUGGAAAUUCAUAUGGUUCUUGUCCUGAUAUUCUCUCAUAUACAUCAGAUGUGGAAUAUAAUGAUGUUACUCAAUUUAUCUCGAAGGUUUCGAAGAACUAUUGUGCUCAUCAUGUAGGACAUUUGUUGCUGGAAGAGGUUGCUUUUAUAGAUGUUCCCUUUCAAGACUAUUUCAUUAAGUUCCUUGAAUUAGAGAAAUUUACUAGAAACUGCGGUCUGGAUCGGUCUCCUUUGUGUUGUUUAUUUCUUGCUGAAAUAUGUUAUGACCAAGGAUCAUGUUCUUCUAAGAAAUCAAGAUGCUCAGAAUUCUACUCUGAUGCGUCUUAUCAUCUUUGCAAAGUUAUUGAGCUAGCGGCUUUGGAUUCACCUUUGGACUUAGUUGCUAGUCAGAAACAUUUCUCACCGACAGAAAAUAUGGAAGUAACCAAAGGUCCUAAAAGUUCUACUGAGACAUCUGUCUCGGGCUCUGUUACAACUGAUAAUAGUGCAUUUUGGGUUCGUUUCUUCUGGCUAAGUGGAUGCCUUUCCCUUUCUUCAGGUUGUGAAGAAAAAGCUCAUAAAGAGUUCAGUAUUGCCUUAUCGCUCCUUAGAACUAAUGAGGAGCCUAAGGAGAGUUCAGAUUUCAUCUUUCUUCCUCAUUGCAAGAUCAUCAGAUUUCUAGCAGUUGAUAGAAUUCUGCAUGAAAUUAACUUAAUAAAACUCAAUAAUUUACUGAGAAUAAAUGAUGAGACAAUUAAGAGAGGACCACAUAUAGAGUGCAUAAAAUUUCUCUCACCGCUUCUACUUUCUACCAAAGAUGUCCAUCUUGAUUUUACAGCUAGCAACUCGGAGGAAAGUGAAAGGGCUGUCUCACUUGAAUUAUCUGCUUUGGAUGCCCUAAUUUCAGCUUGUGAAAAAGUGGAACCAAUAAACAUUAAGGUAUAUCUGGACUGCCUCUGGCGGAAACUGCAAAUAUUAACUGUUGCAGCUGGUAUGGCUGGUUCUUCUGCAUCACAGAAGCACGGAAAUUUAUUCCCAAGAAAUGAUUUUGCAUCUGAUUUGGAUGUUGGAGAACAUGUGAACAAGAAUUGGAUACACAUGGUUGUUGGGGCUGUUAAGGAUAUUUCUCGAAGCACUAGUUUAGUGAGGAACUUUAUUUAUCCGAGUAAUAAUUCCGUAAGUUAAUCUUCUUUUUUUUUU